UGAGAAACGUGAUGUUAGAGAUUACCGGAAAGCAGAGAGAGGUGGUGUUCAACAUUAUAACCGAUACAAACCGCCGCAAAUCAUCAAACUGCCUUUAAAGAAGAACAUUUACAAAGAAAAUCAUCUUAUUUCUUAACUUUUUGUUUAUUUUCUCUAAACUAAACCACAUUUUGGGAAUUUCCGGAGCUGGUGUUUUUUUUUUUCUGCCUGUUUUCUUGCUGAUAUUUCUCCAUCCUAAAGGAAUGCCAAGGGAACUAACCCAAAACAGAAUCCAAAAAAUCUGGAUUCCCUCUAAGGAUGACAAACCUUCAAUGCCCCGCACGUCACAUGGAGGCCCACACCUGGCAAACCCCCCAACGGUGAUAGUGAUGGUUGGGCUUCCUGCUCGGGGCAAAACCUAUAUGUCAAGGAAACUCACACGCUACCUCAACUGGAUUGGUAUUCCCACAAAAGUCUUUAAUGUUGGCGAGUAUCGUCGAGAAGCAGUGAAACACUACAGCUCCUAUGAUUUCUUCAAAUCGGACAAUGAGGAUGCUGUAAAAAUUCGACAGCAGUGUGCAUUGGCCGCUCUGAGAGAUGUCAAGAAUUACCUCACUGAAGAGGAAGGUCAAGUGGCAGUUUUUGAUGCUACAAACACAACCAGAGAGCGACGGGAUAUAAUCCUGGAGUUUGGUGCAGAAAAUGGCUUCAAGAUUUUCUUCAUUGAGUCUGUUUGUGAGGACCCAAAUGUAAUCGCCUGUAAUAUUUUGGAAGUUAAGGUGUCAUGUCCUGACUACCAAGAUUGCAACAAGACGGAUGCCGUGGAGGACUUUAAGAAGAGAAUCGAAUGUUACAGAGUGAACUAUCAGCCACUUGACCCUGACCAGUACGACAGAAAUUUGUCUUUCAUCAAAGUGAUUGACGUCGGUCGCAGAUUCCUGGUCAAUCGUAUUCAAGACCACAUCCAGAGUCGGAUCGUCUACUACCUGAUGAACAUCCACGUACAGCCGCGCUCUAUUUAUUUGUGUCGUCAUGGCGAGAGCCAACACAACUUGCAGGGCAGACUGGGCGGUGACUCUGGGCUUUCUACACGUGGACGAAAGUUUGCAGGAGCUCUUGCUAAAUUCGUGAAGGAGCAGAACUUGAAGGACUUAAAGGUUUGGACAAGCCAGCUGCGUCGUAGUAUCCAAACCGCCGAGGCCCUCAAUGUGCCGUACGAGCAAUGGAAAGCCCUGAAUGAGAUUGAUGCAGGUGUGUGUGAGGAGAUGACCUAUGAAGAAGUAAGGGAGAGGUUUCCAGAAGAGUUUGCUCUGAGAGAUCAGGACAAAUACUACUACCGCUACCCCACUGGAGAGUCAUAUCAGGACUUGGUUCAGCGGGUGGAACCGUUGAUCAUGGAACUGGAACGACAGGAGAAUGUUCUUGUCAUCUGUCACCAGGCUGUGAUGCGAUGCCUACUCGCAUACUUCCUGGAUAAAAGUGCAGAUGAGAUGCCGUACCUGAAGUGUCCACUCCACACAGUACUGAAGCUGACCCCAGUGGCUUAUGGGUGCAAAGUUGAAUCUAUUUCUCUGAAUGUGGAGGCAGUGAACACACAUAGAGACAGACCAGAGGAGGUCAGGAGAGGCCCGAGCACUCUGAUCAGGAGAAACAGCGUGACCCCUCUCACCAGUCCUGAACCCAAUAAAAAGCCUCGCAUUGAGGGUCUAGAUGACCCGAUCAUCAGAGAGGUGACGCCCGCCCAACUGACCCUGUGUUCAGCAUCACACACCACACUUGCUCUGUCCACACAGCACUGGCUUAGUGAAGCUUGUCUAACCUGAAUAAAUGCUCUAUGGAGUGCCACAAACCCCCUCAGCUUUGCCUCUGAAGUUGUUCGGCAAUAUUGCUUUACUCAGCGCGGAAGAGUUUCCUGCCAAGCUGCUUCCUCUCUUCCUCUUACAGAGGAGCGUGCAUCCAUCUCCCCAAAAAAAUGGACACUGAGUGCCACCUGGGUUUUUCUAUUCGUCUAUGAAUUCAAAAUUGAUGUACGUAUUGUGUGGUUUGUACUAGUUUGGUGUUUUAUAUGUGUGUUUUUGUGUAUGAGGAGAAAUCGGAGCCCAGUGGCAGGGAUUAAACAUUUGGCAAAGUCAUUUUGUCAACCACCCCCACAUUUUUGGACACUAUUCCCUGUUUACGUAACAGGAUACCACUUGUAGAUGUUUUUAUUCUGGUCUCGGCUGGAUUUUUAACACUGAUGGUAAGAAUAUGCCCUGAACGUUGAAGGAUGAUACUAAAACAGACCAAAGAUCUCCUGCAGAUGCUUGCGGGAUGAUUUAUGUCUAUUCUGCACUCUCUUUCAAACAUAUGCUGCAAAUAAAUUGCACAUUAUAAUUGCACAUUUAGAUUAUUUGCAUAUAUUUGUCUUAAUCUUUGAGGGCAAAAAUGAAUAUUACCAUUUUUAAUGCUGUUGGCAGUUUUGAAGGCUGUUUAAAAGUUCUCAUGAUGUCCACUGCAGUUUCAGAUGAUUUGUGUUAUGGAUAUGAAUUGUGAGUGUGUUUUUUGUGUAAUUUGUGUGUUUUUAAGACCUGACGACAAGGUUAUUGCGCAAGGUUAUAAAACAGGGUGUUUUAUGUGUGUUUGGAUGGGACAAAGUGAAACAGUGUUUAUAUUUGUUGUUUAUAAUUAAUGUAAUUUAUGGCGUGAUGGAUAUCAGAUACAUUUUUAUACUGUUCUUUUAUUAAUUCCCUAGAGUGCCUAGUGCUUGAGCUAUCAGGCCAGACCUGCUUUUUUUACAUUCUGCUAUGAGAAUUGUGUUUAAAAAAAUAACAUUUAAAUGAAAUUCAUUUGAGGUUUUUUUUUCCAGUUCAGUUCCAAUUUUGUUAGCAUGUCUCAGCCUGAUCAAGAGAUUAAAGUAGUAUUUGAUAAUGUGUGUACAGAUUUACCCUUGUAAAUGAAACGUUUACGGUUUGAAUUUGUAAGAGAAUUUGUAGGAACAGAGUAAAAUUUUAACUCUUCGAAUCUAAAUACCAGCUUUAACUGUAAAUUAUGGUUUUGAGAAGACGUCUAGUUGUUGAUGUCUAUUAAUUACACAACUAUAGGUGCAAUGUUGUACAUUUGCUCGAAAUGGUAAUUCAUUUGUUCGCUUCUGAUACUUGAACCUUAUUUUGUAAUAUCUUUUCUUUUUUGUUAAAAUAAUAUUUAUUUAUUUGUACUAGACUUUGUGUUUUUAAGCACUUUGUUCAUUACUGAGUUUGUAUAGCAUAUCUACAAGUCUAAUUGUCUCUUUCUGAAGAAAGUAAAUCAUUAAUAUGCAUUUACUGAAUCAAUAAACAGUCUAAAAGAGGA
Ctenopharyngodon idella (grass carp) is the source of this 3306-nucleotide messenger RNA. It is a transcript of the gene pfkfb3, whose product is annotated as 6-phosphofructo-2-kinase/fructose-2,6-biphosphatase 3. Gene Ontology annotation, cellular component: cytosol. The transcript is spliced from 16 exons. The coding region runs from base 243 to 1802 and encodes 519 amino acids. Gene Ontology annotation, biological process: fructose 2,6-bisphosphate metabolic process; fructose metabolic process. NCBI's taxonomy places the organism in Eukaryota, Metazoa, Chordata, Actinopteri, Cypriniformes, Xenocyprididae. The record is from RefSeq and is a predicted model, not a curated record. Gene Ontology annotation, molecular function: fructose-2,6-bisphosphate 2-phosphatase activity; ATP binding; 6-phosphofructo-2-kinase activity.